AUGGAUGAAGAUGCCCCCGAUCGUCAUGUCCAACCGGCACUUCCGCGGCGCUCAACGUCCGAAAAGCUCAUGCAGAAAAGUCCCAAGGCUAAGCACCAUCUAUGGAUAAUUCUGGGACCCCCUGCUAUCUUGAUCUUUGAUCUGGUGGUGCCGUGCAUAAUUUACUAUUCCUGGUAUGACAUCCAUGUGUCUCGGUGGAGGGACGACUGUAAAGCGCAUGGAGCCACCCCAGAUCAAUGCCCACUCACGAAGCCCGAGUUCGACAAAGACAUCCUGGGCUAUGCAAUCAUCAGCUUCGGCUUUGGCGAGCUUUAUAUUCUGGUAGCGCGGGUAUGUCGUCUUGUUUUACAUCCGAAGGAAUGUGCUCCUCUAUUGUCCAAGUCGCGCUGGGAGCUCGACGCAACUUCGUGGGUCUACGGGGUGUCGAUGAUCUGUGCUUUGAUUCCUUUUGUUGUGAGUAGCACCAGGGAGAUCCCUGUAUUGUAUCUCUACUCUCCUGCCUUUCUCAUUGGGUUCCUUGGUGUUUUGAUGCUCAUCACCCUGAUCCCCUUCCCUAUACCGAUUGGCAUCGAUUCCGAGCGGAGGGGACUGCCACUACGCCCGUUCGUCUUCUACGCUGCAGAAGACAUGAUCGCCGUUGAUUGCCUGCAGGACUGUGAAUUCCGCGUCAGGUUUAACAUUCGGUACGAAAGAUCCAUCGCUUUCCAGAAAAUGUUUGUGCAUUUGACUCUUUGGUGGUUCUUUGGUGUUUGUGUUUAUAUCGGCUGUCUGUCGGCCAUAAUAUGGACAGUACAGUUUCACAUUGCAUUUGGGCUAUCGCUCGGCGUUCUCUUUGGAUUUCUUAUUCUCUGGGCCCUGGUAUCAUGUUUCUGGGUGCGGCAUUCCGUACGGCGACAGGCAAAGCACGAAAGAUCUACUUCCGGCGACACUAAUGUAUAA
Aspergillus puulaauensis is the source of this 939-nucleotide messenger RNA. RefSeq lists its product as uncharacterized. The transcript has a single exon. The record is from RefSeq and is a predicted model, not a curated record. NCBI's taxonomy places the organism in Eukaryota, Fungi, Ascomycota, Eurotiomycetes, Eurotiales, Aspergillaceae. Bases 1 to 939 code for a protein of 312 amino acids.